Molecule: messenger RNA, 4083 nt
Organism: Ixodes scapularis (black-legged tick)
Lineage: Eukaryota; Metazoa; Arthropoda; Arachnida; Ixodida; Ixodidae
Product: RUN domain-containing protein 1
Exons: 17
Coding region: 78-1772 (564 amino acids)
Source: RefSeq, a predicted model, not a curated record
AACGCACCCACCUCCUGCUUGCACCGCGCUCUCGGCUCUCUCGGCGAAAAAAACAUCUUUUGAGAAGAAAAGCUAGAAUGGAGGUGUCAUCGCUGGAGGACAUUGAACGAGAGAGUCCGGACGAGGAUGCACCCUUGGAGCGAUGGGCUCCUGUCGGCUCCAGCGAGAUCGAUGACGCCUGGGACGAUCACGACACCUGCAGCCUGUCGGAGUUUGAGCGCCUGCGCCAUCUGGAGGAGGAGCAGGAGCAGCUCAACUCUUCGCUGGUCGCCCUCACCACCCACUUUGCUCAGGUCCAAUUCCGGCUCAAGCAGAUUGUCAAUGCCUCCCAAGAAGAGAAGGAGGUGCUCUUGAAAGAGCUCGAGGAGUUUGCCUUUCGUGGGAUCCCAGACCUGCGUUCUUAUCAGACCGGCGUGGGAAUCUUGCUCUCCGAGACCGAACAAGAACAGGAAGAGAAACUAGAGCAGCAACGGCAGAAACAGAAGGAGCUCAUCGAGCAGCUGAAAGAGCAGUUGGAGGACCUCGAGAAGUACGCCUUUGAGACGGGCGAAGCGGGCAUGCCGUCGAGCAUGGUCCUGGAGCGUCAGACGGUCAUCAUCGAGCACCUCAAGGAAAAGCUACCGCUGAACCUUGACGAGCUAGACCUGCUCGAUCCGGACGAUCUCCGGAAACAGAUUGACCAGGCUGUGAGAGAGAUGGUGAAUCCGGUGAAGAUGAAGGAGCAGCUGGUGUCACAGUUGAAGACGCAGAUCAGUGACCUCGAAAGAUUCAUUCAGUUCAUUCAAGGAGAGGGCUCGGACGGAAAACCUAGGUGCACCUGCAAUUGUCCCGUGCAUGGGAAGGUCGAUGUGUUGCACUCGGAGACGUCAAGCGAGUGCUACGCUCCCACAAGAAAGUACAAGGACCAACUUCGGCAGGCUCACAAGGAGAGCCAGGAGGCCCAGCACAAGAUUCUGCGGCGCAUGCUGACGCUGCUGCACAUGUUCGCGCUCACCCAGUUUGGCUGUGGCCGGCGGGGCUUCCAGAGGAACCUGAUGAAGCGCACGCCCAAGGGAAACCACUGGGGGGACCUGCGGGCCCGCCUUGAAGUGGCCAUCAAGCAGGUGAUGGAGCUGGCAAGCAAGCAGGAGCCGGUGUGCGUCGACAGCGACUACACCAGCGACUCGGAGGACACACCGGUCGUCCUCUGCAAUGAAAAGCUGACAACCGCCGUUCGAAAGGACCUCGCUUCGGCUCUGCGGGAUCUCAUUCAACACGGGCUGAUGCAGCUAGGGCAAAGCAGUAGUUUGGUCCCCUUAGGAUGCCUAUCUCUACGCUCUGCCAACGCGCCCUCGCUCCUUCACGCAUGGGACCUUGUCCUUCGCUACUAUGAAAUCAAGAACGGUGACCAGUUCAACGCAUCUCCUGCUAGGAAGCUUUCGGAGAGCUUCAAUCUCGACGUCAUCGGUGGAACUUCGGAAACGCCCAAGCAUGCACUGCUGGCUACCAUCCAUAACAUCAUAUCAAGCCACACACCGCUGAAGCGCAGCUAUGACUCCCACUUCAAGGCUUUUGUCUGCGCCGCACUAAAUGAGAAGAGGCUCACCUCUUGGCUACGGCUCAUGUUCAAGUGCAGACCUCUCGUGGAGCGCUACUACGUCCACUGGAGCUAUGUUCGUAAAACAGGGUUCGAGGAUGCCUUGCGCUCUCUGGACAGCUUGGCUGCUUUUGACUUCGACUUGCCAGUGGAUCUGGCUAUUCGGCAGCUGCAGAACAUGAAGGACGCCUUUUGAUGCGUCGUCACGCUCCUAGUCCACCCUCCUGAACACGGUCUCCCGAGAUGCGGUUCGGUCACGGUCCAGGUCUUCCGACUCGGAGCCGCAACGAGAAACCUAGGCGGAAAGAUUGUGCGGUCCUCGCCGAAGUAUGCGGCUUGAAAAACAACAUGCACCGUACCUGCGGCGUAAUUUAUUGCUUUUUUUUAAAUUCCAGAAGAGGGAAUGGGAUUGUGUGAAGUAAUAAGUUGGAUUUCUUGGGAAAACAAAUGUCACUUUAGGGCUGCAUGGGUAGAAUAACUUGUUUCUAGGUUUAAUUUGGAUUGUUUGAAGUAGUAAUUUCCUUGAUUUGAAGAAAGAGAAUGUUGUUCUGUGUUGGUAUAGUACCUGUUUCUAUGGUUAUUUUGAGUGAACUUGGGCCCAUUUUAUUGGACAGUGUUUUAUUCGAUCACCGUUUCGAACGGUUCAAAGUUGGAAAUAUGGUUGUAAGGGCUUAGUGCAAUCUCAACGAAUUGCAGUCACGAGAGCUCAAACAGAAUGGCAUUGAACAUUGGGAAAGAUAGGGUGAAGGCAGAUAUCAUAGCAGGUAUGCAAGAUGGACAAACGAUAGGUUUAUAACUUGUUACUUGUAUGUGCGCCACUUGUUCCAUUGUGUUUCGCUUCAGAAAACAGCCAGGUGUGUAAUGUGCCUGUGGCGACAUGGAGGAUCAUGAAAAUUGAGAAACUAUGAGUUGAGUGAUUGUGAAGACCGUCAUUGAGAGAUUGUAUGGGGGUGAAAUGAGGUAAUGCUGUUAUUUUGAGGGAACAGUAGUGAAAAUAUCUUUUUUUAAGAGGAUCUGAAUUUGAUCAAUGAUGUGAUGCUUGUGCAGGCAAUUUCUUGCAACUAUUUUGUGCUGCGACUUUUGACAACACAUGUUUUUCUCUAGCAUUUUCUCCAUGACUUGGGAGGUUGUGAUUGUUGUUGCUCUUCAAUUCUGACCACUUUUAUCUUAAGUUCAUUGAGUCAAGGCAAAUGCUCUUUUUACAUUUCUGAACCUUGCUUGUUAGAUGAUUUGAAUUUAUAACAUAGUUUGGCAUGCACAGUUGCAAGUAUUCUUAUGAAAGGAGUGUUUUGCAAAUAAUACUCUGAGGUAAAUGAGCAAUUCAUUUAGGUAAGACUUAACACUUGAGGUAAUGUAAUCGCCAUCCUGUUUUCUCUUCUGAUGAUUUUGUGCAAUAUGUUUAAUUAAUACCUCCUCUUUUUACAUUUGUGAAGGAGGAUUUUGCUGCAGUGUGGCAAAACAAAUCACACUAUGGCAUUUUUUGUACUGAGAAAGAAUGUGUUGGUGUGUAACGUUGUAACCUGGUUGUAACCUCCAAUUGUUCUAGUCACGUUUUGAAACCAACAUUUGUAAACAAAAUAUAAGAAAAGCAAAAAAAAAAAAAAAAAGCUGUUACGAGCAUGACUUGUUACGUUGAAACUUUGAACUUGUAUCAAUACCAAUCAUACCGGUGCAGAGAUCUUGUUACUUGCAUUUACGAGACUUUAGGCAACAUAACAUACUGCCGUUAGUAGCAUUCUGCAUUCAGAUCAUUCUCUGUUGAAUCAUACGUUACCCUAACGGCAACCCUCAUUAUUAAUAUAGUCGACCGACUUUAAAGCACCAUUCUUCAUUCCUUUACAACAUCUGUAUAUCUCAGAAACAAGCAUACAUUUAUGUGGCAGGUUGUGUGUCAAAACAGGGCCAGUGGAUAUUUUAUCCCCUAUACGCAAAGGAACUCACCUGCGAUUCAGUGUAUUGUGUACAACGAGUUCAUUUUAUCAUUAGGCGGUUCUUUGUUUGGCAAUCCUGACACUCAACCAGUUUUUUUAUAAACAAACGUGAGGUGGAAUUGGCUUUUCCCCAUUUUGUGGAAAAGAGUCUUCACUGAAUGAACCCCUUUGCUGAAGGUUUUUAAUCACUGAACAAUAUGUGUUUCAUGUAUUCAUAUCCAGCUCUCCUACUUAAAAUGAAAAGAAGGAAGAAUAGUGUCUUAGAGAGCAUUGUUUAUUGUGCUGUUAACCCCUGCAAUAGGAUCUCAUCAAACUGCAAGUUUUUUCCUCAUGGACUAAUUUUUCUAACCUUUCAAGACUUCCAUGUUUGUUUUGGGGGGGGGAACGAGGUUUCUCAUUUGACCUGUUACUUAAUCAUCCAGUUCUAUCACCUCUGGUGACAGUUACCAGCAAUUACCUUUUUUAACGUUAUUGACUCGUCUGAUACUAUGUGUGUGAUUGUGUGAAAUGUCCUCGGGUUGUGUGGUAAGUGUCUGAACAUGUAAUAAAUCAAAAUAAACAGGGUUCUCUACAUCA